Molecule: messenger RNA, 867 nt
Organism: Pseudopodoces humilis (Tibetan ground-tit)
Lineage: Eukaryota; Metazoa; Chordata; Aves; Passeriformes; Paridae
Source: RefSeq, a predicted model, not a curated record
UCUUCGUGCCUGGCUAAAAUAUCCAGCAUGAAAGCUCUGCAAGCGAGCUGCGGUCUGGAGGAUGGGAGCCCAUCCAGCUUGGAGGAAGUCAGGGAGGAAUAUGUCAGGAGGCAAUUCGGAAGUCCCAGCACUACAUCAGCCUCAGAAGAUAUGAGUGAAAGUGACUCUGCCAUCUGGUAUUUGCUUCAAGAAUGUGAAAAACAAACACUGGAAGAAUAUGGGAAGCCAGAACUGACCCAGUUUUCAGACACUUUAUCCCCAGAUCUAGUGGAAUUUGAACGAUACCUGUAUUUUUAUAAGCACACAGUGGACCUGCUGAUAGAGCAUGGAGUUAUUUGCACUGGAGAGGUGCCUCUUCCUGAGGUCUCCACAGCUAUUUCCCAUCUCUGGCAAGAGCUUUCUGAAGAGAGCAGGGACAGCAUCUUGCAGUACUGUAGCCAGAGAGAUUUCCUCAUGGAUCCCAAGGCUGCUUGCCCAGAGCCUGCUUGCACUGAAGGUAGUGUGAGGGACAGCGGAGGUAACAGUGAGGAAGCCAGUGGUUCCUCAGUCUCCACACCAGAGGAAGUGAUGUUUGAAGAUGCAUUUGACGUUGCUGCUGGUUUCCUUGACAGAAGCAAGGCUCAGGGAAUGUCCAGCCAGAGUUCAGCAUUUGCAAGCUGCACUCCUGAAAAUCCAGAGGAUCACCAGAGACUCUAUCUGCAGGUCACUGACUUCCUAAAACACCUCUUCUUCACUAAUGCACAGUUUUCCCAGGUAAGCCUUGCCAAAGGAUUUCUUAUAGAAGGAGCAAUGUAUUUCAGAGCAAUAUCAGGAAGGGAUUUUUGUAUUCAAACUUCUGAUCAUAUUGUCCAGAAUGAUUACAAAUAA